Morus notabilis is the source of this 1755-nucleotide messenger RNA. RefSeq names its product F-box protein CPR1. The record is from RefSeq and is a predicted model, not a curated record. Gene Ontology annotation, molecular function: protein binding. The transcript has 3 exons. The coding region runs from base 55 to 1269 and encodes 404 amino acids. NCBI's taxonomy places the organism in Eukaryota, Viridiplantae, Streptophyta, Magnoliopsida, Rosales, Moraceae.
AAACCCCUUCAUCUUCCCAAACUUUCCUUGCGUGAUACUCUUGAGAGAACAACAAUGGCGAAGACCCUUCCUUCGGAGAUCAUCACGAAAAUUCUCACCCGUCUAGCCGUGAAGGAUCUCCUGCGCUACAGAGGCGUCUCCAAGCCCUGGUGCUCCCUCAUCGACGGCCCUGAUUUCAUCAAGCUCCACCUCGAUCACUCCAAGAGAACCAACACCAACCUCAACGCCGUUCUUUUCAGAGACAACAACCUCGCCUGGGUCGAUCUCGACGCGCUCAGCCCCGCCGUCAAGCUCAAUCACCCAAUCGACGACGAUCGCCGGGUCGAUGUCAUGGGCUCUUGCAACGGCUUACUCGCUCUCUCGAACUCCAGCAACGACAUCGUUUUCUGGAAUCCGUCCACAAAAAGGUACAAGAAGCUUCCAAUUUCCAACGUUAACGUUAAUGUCUCAACGUCCUCUGCUCGAAAUCUUGAUUUUUACGGAUUUGGACAUGACCCUGUUACUGAUGACUACAAGUUGGUAAAGAUAACAUUUUUAGCUGGAAAUCCUUUCGACUCUGAGGUUAAGGUUUAUAGUGCAAAAGCCAAUUCCUGGAAGAGAAUUAAUAAAGCUUUCCCUUAUUUCAUUGAUCUCAAGACGCAGUACGGCGUUUAUGCCAGUAAUGCUUUGCAUUGGUUUGUCGCCGGAAAGUAUCCGUCCCAUAUCCCGGAGUUAGUUGUUGCGAUUGAUCUUGUGACCGGGGAGUACCGCGAGAUUCCGUUGCCUGAGUACGACAAGGCUGAUAAUAGUGUUUUUAUGUUUUUGGACGGUUUGGGAGGGUCACUUUGUUUGACUUGUAACUAUGUGAAGAAGACGGUCUCGUCGUACCGUGUUGAUAUCUGGGUGAUGAAGGAAUACGGGGUUAGGGAUUCUUGGACUAAGAUGUUUACUGUGAAGCCCUCUAAGGCGAUCGGAACUUUCCUUUUUGUGACUCCUGUUGCGUAUUUGAAGAGCGGGGAGCAAGUUAUUUUGAAUCAAGAGUGUGAAAGAUUCAUAACGUAUGAUCUGCAAAGGAAAAAGGCUAAGAAUUUGAGAAUUUCGGGGCUUCCUGAACGCUUCAGAGCACAAGCAUGUGUUGGAAGCCUCGUUGGACUUAAUGGUGGUUGGGAUGGGGAAAAUGAAAGUGGGAAGAAGAAGAAUACUGAUAAGAUGCAAGGGAACAAGAAGAAAGACCUUAAUAGGAAGCAAAGGGAUGAUUUCCUAUCGAAAGGAUUUAAGUUGGUGUUAUAGAUUACACUGAGAAAGGCUUAAGGAGUUAAGGCUCAGGUGGAGAGUUCAAAUUUUACCUUGUUCUCAUUGGCUCAUCUUUGUUUCUUGUCUAGCUUCUUGUUCCUCACCAUAUAUUAUGUAUAUGAGCUAGUGUUUCGACUUAAUUCUAGUUCUUGAGACUUUAUUUUGGCCUUUGCUAACUUCGACACUCGUAAGUGAUAGUACUGCCAUAUUGGUGAAUUUUGGAUGUGCUUUCCGGCUGAUUAUGGAAGGACAUUGGCCUGGGUGCUGAAGCAGUAGCGCGAAAAUGAAGAAUUGUGUAGAAUGUAACAUAUAAAACUUAUUUUGGGACUUAUAUCGAAGGGGCGUGCUCUGACAUUAGUUUUUGAAGGAACAAAAAGGUUUUGUAGCUAAAUAUAAUUUGCCAUGCAUGUUUUCCAGGACUUUGGUCUGGUAAUCUGGUCUUUAAAGGAUCAUGUUACCAUGCUCAUAUGUUACUUGUGAAGU